UUACACUCGUGGUUCUUUAUAAAGACCCUCUGCGCCUAGUUGUUCUAUAUUAAACGCAUCACUUAGCGAAACACAAAAGCUUAGGUAUGGUCACAUAGGUAGUAAAUAUCAGAGGUAUUACAAAAGAGCGAUCGAAAGGGUAUGCAAAUUUGAUCCUCCAAACUCCGUGGAUUUGAUCAUUUCGCUGAAUUCAGAGAGGACGGAGUAUUCUUCGAUAUCGUUGCUUGAAAUUUUGAGAUUGUUACACGUAUGGAUGGCCCAAAUCCACAGCGUCGUCGGGAGGGACUUCUAUGGAGACGCUUAUUGCCAACUUGACCAUCAACAGAUGACUCUUUGGCUUUUUCGAGAGGUGUUCAAUCCCCCAAGCGGCUUUCCGGUCUUGGGUAGCAUAGAACGCGAGACGCUUGAUAAUUAUAAGUCUGAACCUGGUCCGGUUCAAGUGUGGCUCUCCAAGCUCCUCCAGGAUCCACGAUUGGUCUUUACCGUCUCGUUAGCGAUUGUAGGAAUAUGGUUCAAGAAUACUUCCAUAAAAUGGAAACAACACUUCAAAAUCGAUAAUUACUUUUGGGCUCGGGUACCUCUUGCUCUGACCAAACACAUCUGGGAGUCGGAAAACAGCGAUCAAAAUAUGUCGAAAUACAGAGAAGAUCCAAUAAGUGGAAAAUCCAAAGACUAUUUGGGUGAAUUUUUCAUCGUGUGGCAACCUCCCGAGGGCAAAAGACAAUAUUUCGAUUUCAAUCCUCAAACGAUUUGA
Molecule: messenger RNA, 754 nt
Organism: Puccinia graminis f. sp. tritici CRL 75-36-700-3
Lineage: Eukaryota; Fungi; Basidiomycota; Pucciniomycetes; Pucciniales; Pucciniaceae
Exons: 2
Coding region: 254-754 (166 amino acids)
Source: RefSeq, a predicted model, not a curated record